Messenger RNA from Monosiga brevicollis MX1, 684 nucleotides. RefSeq lists its product as uncharacterized. The transcript is spliced from 4 exons. The record is from RefSeq and is a predicted model, not a curated record. The coding region runs from base 1 to 684 and encodes 227 amino acids. NCBI's taxonomy places the organism in Eukaryota, Choanoflagellata, Craspedida, Salpingoecidae.
AUGGCAGCCCUCCCCCUACAUGCAGCCCUCACUCUCUUUGUGCCUUUGCCAAUCCCAGCGACAGCAGCGGCGGCGGCAGCAACAACAACAACAACAACAAUACCAGCAGCAACAACAACGAUACCAGCAGCAGCAACGAUAGCUGUUUACACCAGCAUCAUGGCUAGCAUGAACGGCAUUGCUAUCAAGCCCAACCCCUCGGAUACGCUCGAGUCGCUGGGUGUGCAGUAUGGCCUCUCGGCGGCCUCCAUUCUCGAGGCGAACCGAAUGUAUGCGCAAGACUCGAUUUUUGCACGCCCCUAUCUCCAAUUACCCGGCGUGACCCAGCCCUUGCCACAACACAAAGUGGUGGAUGUCAAGUCACGCAACACAUCCCGACGCAGCUCCGAUGCAUCGGCUGCGACCACUACGGCCACGCCCUCGGUUGACGAUUUUCUCGCCCGCUUUGACCUGCAGUUUGGUGCCGUGAAGGAACAAACGGAAUCCACGCUCAGCCAAAGCAAGUGGAUGUCCGAGUAUAGCUCGCAACCGGUGCAGUACCGUCCACGCGCAGUCAUUCCUGUGGAUGAACGUGAGGAAGAACCCGAAGACAAGUCAAUGGGCAUCCCAUUGACAUCAGUCUACUCAAGCAACCAUGACGACGGGCUAUUGCAAGGUCACACUGACGAAAUGUUUGAGCUGUGA